CACUUUUGCAGCAGCAACGAAAAUCAAGUUGCAGACCACAUCCCCGCCGCACCACUUCUGCCCAUCCACACGCUCGCUACCCCGUCGGCGCCUCCUCGACGGCGUAGUCUGAGGAUCAAAUUCUUCAGGCACACUUUCAAGCUCACUGACUUGAUUAGAUUCAUUUUUUCAAUUCAAUGAAAAUGGCGAUUUUUCAAGCCAGGACGUGGUUCGCUAGAACCUUCUCGACCGUUGCUUCUCACCCUCUGCGCGUCUGUGUCGUCGGAAGUGGACCUGCUGGCUUCUACACUGCUGAGAAGAUGCUGAAGGCGCAUCAGGAAGCACAGGUGGAUAUCAUUGAUCGUUUGCCAACGCCUUUCGGGCUAGUCCGCUCCGGCGUAGCACCUGAUCAUCCUGAAACCAAGAUUGUGGUCAACCAGUUUACGCGGGUUGCGCAACAUGAAUGCUGCACAUUCUUUGGAAAUGUAACUCUUGGUUCCUCUGUAACUCUCCCUGAGCUUCGUGAGUUGUACGACGUGGUUGUGCUUGCCUAUGGUGCUGAAAGUGAUAGAGUUCUUGGUAUCCCUGGAGAAGAUUUGAGUGGCGUCUAUGCAGCAAGAGAAUUUGUUUGGUGGUAUAAUGGGCACCCAAAUUGCAGAUACCUAAACCCCGACUUGAAGAGCUCUGAUACAGCUGUAAUUCUUGGUCAGGGCAAUGUAGCUCUUGAUGUUGCACGCAUUCUUUUACGACCAACAACAGAGUUGGCUACAACUGAUAUUGCGAGCCAUGCUUUGGCAGCUCUUGAGGACAGCGCUAUAAGGAAAGUGUAUUUGGUUGGGAGGCGGGGACCAGCCCAAGCAGCUUGCACUGCUAAAGAGCUGCGUGAAAUUAAUGGUAUCAAAGAUCUGCAUGUUCACAUCAAGGAAGCUGAUCUACUCACAACCCCAGAAGAUGAGGAAGAGAUGAGGAAUAAUCGAAUUCGAAAAAGGGUUUAUGAGUUGCUCUCUAAGGCAGCCACGACUAGGGCUUCACACCCCUGUUCAGAUCCACGUGAAUUGCACUUUGUUUUCUUUCGGAAACCAGAUAAGUUUCUAGAGUCUAAUGAGAGAAGUGGCCAUGUUUCUGGGGUCAGACUCGAGAAGACAAAACUCAUAGGUGAUAGACCAGGAGAACGAAUGGCUACAGGUACUGGACAGUUUGAAGAUCUUGGAUGCGGGAUUGUGCUUAAGAGCAUCGGUUACAAAUCAGUACCAGUUGAUGGAUUACCCUUCGAUCAUCGGAAAGGCGUGGUUCCAAAUGUUAGAGGGCGAGUUCUAAGUGAUACAUCUGGAGAUCCUAUGCUGCUUGAGAAGGGUUUGUAUGUAUGUGGAUGGUUGAAGAGAGGACCAACUGGGAUCAUUGCUACAAACCUCUAUUGUGCAGAAGAAACUGUUGCAAGUAUAUCUGAAGACCUUAAGCAAGGAAUAUUGGCAUCAUCAUCAAGCGCAGGCAGGGAGGGUCUCCUCCAAUUGCUGGAUAGUCGAAAUGUUAGAGUUAUACCAUUUGGUGAAUGGGAAAAGAUAGAUUCAGAAGAAAGGAGGCUUGGGAGUUUAAGAAACAAGCCCAGGGAAAAAUUAGCCACGUGGGAGGAGCUUCAGAAAGUAGCCAGAGAGUAAAUAUCCAUUUCAGGGUUUCUCUGUUUUCUUUUCUUUUUCUUUUUCUGUUUUCUUAUACGUUUUUUUUGAGCUAGAGGGAUACAUUACAAUUGAAGAAGGAAAAGAAAGAAGAGUGAGAUCAUUUAUUUAUGAAUUUCAGUUAUUAAACCUUUUUUGGCUGAACAUGAGUAUUUCUUGUUGACUCAUUUGAUGCCCCCUUUCCCCCACAAAUAUUUAUAAAUAAUAAUUAAUAAAUGAAAAGCAUUUUGCUAGUUUCUGUAACA
Messenger RNA from Prunus persica (peach), 1897 nucleotides. RefSeq names its product NADPH:adrenodoxin oxidoreductase, mitochondrial. Gene Ontology annotation, molecular function: oxidoreductase activity. The record is from RefSeq and is a predicted model, not a curated record. Bases 177 to 1634 code for a protein of 485 amino acids. The transcript has 13 exons. Lineage: Eukaryota; Viridiplantae; Streptophyta; Magnoliopsida; Rosales; Rosaceae.